AUGUCUGUCGUGGAGGAGUUGCGUUCAGACGACGAGGUUGACCCCUGCCCGGUGUCGGAGGUCUCUGCGGGGCGUGAGAGAGUCGUGGACGUUGUGGCGUGUGAGCGGCUGAAGAAGGAGGGAAACGCGCUGUUUGUCAGCGGGAAGGUUGCGGAGGCGUUGGAGGUGUACCGUGACGCGCUGAAGGCGGCGCCCAUCAAACCCAUUCAAAAGGAACCAAAAAAUAAAAAAGGGGGCGAUUCCCGGGCGGACGGCAGACCGUCGGCUCCUGAGACGCAGGCGAGUUCGGCCCCCGCAGAGGGUGGUGGUAGCAGCGGGAGCACUGCAUGCAAUGAGAACGACACAAAGAAUGACGUGUUGGAUGAAGAAAACAACGACGGCGGUGUCGACUACACGCUGACCUCACAGAUUUACUGUAACGCUGGAUUGUGUUUGACAAAGCUGGAAUUUUAUGAGGACGCUGUGACCGACCUCACGGAGGCCAUACGGCACAACGGUCUGUACGCAAAGGCGUUUAUCCGACGGGCGGAGUGCUACUACUUGCUUGGAAAAUGGUCUAAUGCGUAUGGGGACUACGAAGAAUACGAAAAGCUGGGCGGCGUGUUGGACGCGGAUGGUCGUGCUCAUAAGGCGGCAGCCAAGGCGAAGGUGGAUGAGGAAAUGAAGAAGAUGCUUGGGGAUUUAAAAGAUAUGGGAAAUCGUUUCCUUAACUAUUUUGGGCUCUCUACCGACAACUUCAAGUUUGACAAGGACCCAGUAACUGGGGGAUAUUCAAUGCGCUUUGAAAAGUGA
Messenger RNA from Trypanosoma cruzi, 792 nucleotides. RefSeq lists its product as uncharacterized. NCBI's taxonomy places the organism in Eukaryota, Euglenozoa, Kinetoplastea, Trypanosomatida, Trypanosomatidae. Bases 1 to 792 code for a protein of 263 amino acids. Gene Ontology annotation, molecular function: protein binding. The record is from RefSeq and is a predicted model, not a curated record. The transcript has a single exon.